AUGGUUAUUUCGAUUUUACCGUAUCACUACAACGCUGAAAAAGAUUCGGAGGCGGCCGAUAUACACACUGCAAUCAAACUAGCGACUCAGAUUGUGAAUGUUGUGACUUUGAGGACUAUCAACGAGGAGGACAUUAAGAUGCUUAGAAACCUUUUGAGACAAUAUCGUGAACACCUGCAAAAAGCUUGGCCAAACAUCCGUUCCAAGCCAAACUUGCAUUAUGCUCAACAUCUUCGGAUCAAAUCUGGCGUUUUGGCCCGCCGCCAUACACUGCUGCGUACUGUGACGGGAACCAUGCUCAAAGCGCAUACCCAAAAGUCAUUAUUUAAACAUAUUCAAAAGAAUAUGAACCCAACAUGUCGGAAUCAUCUUGGUCUUGAAGACCUGACAGCCUCAACUACAUCAAAAUGGCGAUCUUUCACACCACCCGACCAAAAUUUACCCAUCAUUGUCAACUUUCUACAAGAGCUAGGCCAUGAUCCAAGAGCUCCACUUCCUGCACUCGAAAGUACUUCAUACUGGAAACAUGCCAACAAGAUUUUUUCACCUUUUUCUACUCAUAAGGGAAACAGUUCCAUUCAACUACACAAUCAGCCAAAGUCCCAGCACUUUGAGUAUGGCCUCAUUCAACAUAUCGUCCGCCUGUCCAAAGACCUGACUCAAUUUUUUAUAGUGGACUGCUUUCCAUCACUCAAUGGCACUGAUUGUCUUUUAAAUCCGUAUCAAACACUGCCACAUCUUAAAGCUGAUGUUGUUUAUCGCAGUCCACUAAUCAGAAAAUGUUUCAGUGUUGAUAACAUUUUCGGACACUGUGUUGUAGUCGAAAAUCCAUGUGAUACAUUUGGAAUUUCCCUGGACACAAACAUUGUUGUAGGUUUGCGGAGUAUGGCCAUAAUUGACAUGUCCUCAAGCUACGAAGAAUGUGGCGUCUAG
Molecule: messenger RNA, 933 nt
Organism: Melampsora larici-populina 98AG31
Lineage: Eukaryota; Fungi; Basidiomycota; Pucciniomycetes; Pucciniales; Melampsoraceae
Exons: 3
Coding region: 1-933 (310 amino acids)
Source: RefSeq, a predicted model, not a curated record